AUGCUUUUUGGCCUUGACUAUGCGGCGUGGUCCGUUGGGCCCCGGUUUAUGGGUGUGAAACUGGUGCCGCCGGGGCUUCAUUAUCUUUACUGCAGCGCAAGUGCUGCAGAGGACGUGGGACUUGCUCGCAGCGGCUUCUUCCUCCACUUGAGGCCCAAGGACGUGGCCGUGUUCCGCUGGGAUCCAGAGGGCGAGGAGCUCACACGACCUAGCCCCGACGAAGAACUUCGGUAUGCGGACGGUGCUCGGAGCUUCGACUUCGACCGGAACCUUGGUCCCUACCCGCUGGAGCUGCGGGAGCCCUGGGCGGAGCUCACGCGGCACGCGACGGCGGAGCUGGCCGCCAGGAUCGAGCCGGUCUCGGGCCGAGUCCGCUCCAAGCGCGCCGAGUAUGACGCCCCUCCUCAAAGCGCUGAGAACGAGGAGCAGGAUGGGGACGAGGUCAUGGCAGAUGCAAGGAAGGGAGCUACCAUCGAGUCAAACAGCUCGCUCUUCUUCUCAUCCGUCCCACGGGUGCGGAAGGGACGCACCGCUGCCGAGAUCACGCAGUUGCACAUGGACCGCACAGUGCAGCUCGAGGAAAUGCUGGAGCGGGAGUACUCGGGCAAUGAACUGGCCAUGUUGGGAGAACUGCAGCUGGCUUACAUCGCCUUCCUCCUGGGACAAAACGCCGAUGGCUUCGAUCAGUGGCGUGCUUUGUUGCAGCUGCUGUGCAGCUGCGAGGAGGCUGCUCAUCGACGAUCUGAGUUGUACGCGGAGCUGCUGAGGGCUUUCUUCGCUCAACUGAGCCAGGCACCUGCAGACCUCUUCGGAGACGACCUGACCAAGGACAACUUUCUGGGAAGCUGCACGCUGUCCCUCCUGGAGAUCUGUGAAGAGGGGCCGGCCAAGCUGCGAAAGCGCUGCGCCAAGCUCCGGCAGCUGGUAGAGGAGAAGUUUGGCCUUUCGACCCAGGACCUUGCCCUGCUCGGUGAGGAUGCCCCCGAGAUCGUGGAGGCAGGCGCGGCGCCGGCUUCAUUGCCGUCGCCCGUCUUCACGGACAUGGACUGA
This is a messenger RNA of Symbiodinium natans, 1050 nucleotides long. The record is from the annotation of a GenBank genome assembly. Lineage: Eukaryota; Dinophyceae; Suessiales; Symbiodiniaceae.